Myzus persicae (green peach aphid) is the source of this 3815-nucleotide messenger RNA. RefSeq names its product golgin subfamily A member 4-like. The coding region runs from base 138 to 3044 and encodes 968 amino acids. Gene Ontology annotation, biological process: Golgi vesicle transport. The transcript is spliced from 16 exons. Gene Ontology annotation, molecular function: small GTPase binding. NCBI's taxonomy places the organism in Eukaryota, Metazoa, Arthropoda, Insecta, Hemiptera, Aphididae. The record is from RefSeq and is a predicted model, not a curated record. Gene Ontology annotation, cellular component: Golgi apparatus.
CCCGAUAACGAUAACUGAUAAGCCAUAUUUCCUACAUAUUUUCAAUAGAGUAAUCUCCGAUAUUUUCAUUACUACGAUCAGAACAAUCGUCAUAUUAAACUUAAGGUCAGACAAUCUAGCUGAAUCUUUUAUUAAGAAUGUUCAAAAGACUAAAAGGAUCCAUUGGAAAAAACGAUGAACCAAAAACACCAAAUUCUUUACCACAAAAUCGCCCAACUUGGAGUGGCUUUUCUACAAUAUCUCCACUGAAUCCAGAAAUGGAAGAUUCUCAAUUUUGUAUCAAUGAUGACAUUGAAGAAACUCCUAAGAAUUCACCAGCUCGUGUUGCCGUCAGUGAAAGUACUACUGUUGAUCUCGGUAAAUUCAGCCAAUCUUCCUCAUCACUAGCGAAUGAUCAUCUUUCAUUUCAUACCGAUAUUGAAUCAGCAAGUGAAAUAGAUGAUAGUGUAAGUGUUGUGUCUGAGUAUGCAAAUGAAAUUACAAAGGAAAAUUUGUAUGCCGCUUAUAAAAAACUUCACGGUCGCUACCAUAAACAUAAAUUUAAGUAUACUGAAUUAGCUGAUAAAUUCAAACAGACAGUUACCAUACAUGAUAAAGAUAAAAUUACUAUGACAAAGGCUCAAGAUAAACUACUUCAAAGAAUUGCAGAGCUUAAAGAACAGUGUACUUUGGAACAAGCUGCCAAGGCCCAUAUGGAAGAUGCAUUAAGAAAUGAUAUAGAAGAAAGAGAUCAUAUUAUAUCUACUCUUAAUACCAAAAUUGAUUUGUUGAGGAAAAAUAGUUCUGACGAGUGUGAAUCAUCUUCUGUUACAUCUGUUGAUUUAUUGGCUAAGUGUGAACGAUUGAAUGAUGAAUUAUCCUCAACAAAAUCAGAGUGUGCAUCACUAGAAAACCAAAUUGAGUUGUUGAAAAAAAGCGAAGAAAUCACUUUGUUAAGUUUAGCAGAAAAUAAAAUGGCAAUCCAUAAAGAACUUGAAACCAAAGAAGACCAAAUAAAAAAAUUAGAGAAAACCAUAAAUGGACUACAAAUGGAAAAUCAAAUAUUAUUAAAAGAAAAAGCUAGUCAUUUGUCUACAAAUUCAUAUCAGAUAAAUAUUAACCAGAAUGUUCAAGAAGAAAUAACUAAGCAACUUAAUGAGCUAGAAGGUGAAAUGUCUUCAGCAUUUGAGUUUAAAGAAAAUGAAGUGAAAGAGCUGAAGAAUCAAUUAAAAGCUCUUGAACAACGUUGUGAAGUACAAGAACAAAAAAAUAUUUCAAUGGAGGAAGUUAUGAAGAAUAACGAAAACAAUUAUAAAUCAAUUAUCUCUAGUUUAGAACAAAGUUUGAAUGAGGAUAAGAUUUCAUCUUCAAAGAAAAUUGAUGCAUUUUUAAAAGAAAUUGGGGAAAAAUCACAGGUCAUUAAAAAUUUAACUGUUAAACUAAAAGAAAUGGAGAAACUUAAACAAGAUUAUGAAAAAAAUAAAAAUGAAAUACAAGAUUUGAAAAAUCAAGUUCUUCAAUCUAAAAAACUAGUCAAAGAAAAUGAAUUAAUUCGUGUAGAUGAACAGAAUAGAUGUAUAGAAGAAUUAAAACUGAAAUCAGAAGAAAUUUCUCAUUUAAAAGAUAAAUUAAAAUUACUUCAACAUACGUUUAAAGAGAAUGAAAAAAAAAACUUAGAUCUUCAAACUCAUAUUGAUGAAAUUAAUUUUAAAAAUAAAAGCCUAAAUGAAUCUGAAGAAGAAUUAAAGAUGACAAUUUUUAAUUACAAAAAAUCCAAUGAUGAAUUACAAGAUACUAUUAAAUUGUUACAAAAAGAAAAAGAAAUUGCUAUCGAUACAAUGAAAACAAAAAUGGAUGAAAAUCAAUUCGAAAUUGAGAAGUUAAACAACUUAAAUAAAGAAAUGUUGUGUCAAUUAAAUCAAGAUAAAUUAAUUAAAAUUUCUGAAGAACGCAGCAUUGAGUCUGUAAUUAAAGAUUAUAAUCUCCUAACAGAAGAAAAUGCUUAUUUGAAAAAAGAACGACAAAAAAUGCUUCAGACCUUCCAAGAUAUGCUAAAAAAUAUUAAAGUUGACUUUGGAAAUCUUAAGUCAUUUGCAGAAGAGCAAUUGACAGAGUGUUCAUUGAUAUUUGUGAAACAUAUAAAACAUUUGAAGGCUGAGUACUCAUCUAAAAUUAAACUGUACCAUAAUAAUAUGACUGAAACAAAACGAAAGUUAGAAGUAAUUAAAAGUGCAUAUUUGAUAUUAAAAUCUGACUGUGUUCAGAGUCUAGAUAGUUUUAAAAUUGAAAUUGAAAAAUAUAAUGAAGGUGUACUGCUUCUAAUAUCUCAAAAUAAUAAUGAAUUAGAAAAAAGGAAAAUAGAUUUACUGAGACUUCAAGAAGAAAUUGAAAGCUAUAAGAAGAGUGAACACCGCUCAGUGAAAGCAGAAGUGAAAGAAACUAUACAAGAGUUACAAGAAUGCAUUGAAGUACAAAAAAAAACAUAUACAGAUCUACAGGAUGAGUAUUCUAAUUACCAAGUGAAUGAAAAGAAAAAAUGGACGGAUAAGUUAAUAGAAACUGAAAAUAAGUGGUUGGAGAAAAUGGACAAUUAUAAAAAAAUGAUGGAUACAGAGCACAGAGAAGAAGUAGAAGCUUUAACUAACGAAUGGACUAAUGAACAAAAACAUAAUGCGUUUACAUUAAUGACUGCUGAUAGUAAAAAUGAAGAGACUCUUGAAAAAAUUAUUCAAGAUGUUGAGACCACAUCACAACGAGAAGAAGCUCUUCAGCGUCAAAUAACCAAACUCAAUAAAGAACUCUCUGAAUUAAAAAAAAUGUACAGAAAUGAAAUUCAUAAUAAACAUAGAAAUAAUGAAGGAGAUGAUAAUGAUGAUGAUAAUAAUAAAGAUGGAUGUGAAAUGGAAUAUUUAAGAAAUAUUUUAUACGAGUAUAUGAUGGGGAAACAACCUAUGGUAUUGGCUAAAGUAUUAGCUGCUAUAGUGAAAUUUGACUCUAACCAGUUAAGUACAAUACUACAAAAAGAAGAACAAAAAGUUUCUUUGUUAAAAACCUUAGGACUGUGAUAUUAACUGUCCAGAAGCAAAUCAUAAUUGUUAUAUUGUCAUCUCAACCGUUACUUCACUACACUAGCAUCAUUCCAAACAUAAUUUUUCAUAAGCAAUUUUUAUCAUAGUGCAAUUAUUUUAUAGCAAUUUAAAAUUUUAAUUUGUAUUAUUUAUCUUGUAAUCUUGUAUUGUUACUAAAAUAGGUUAAUUAUAUUAUGUUAUUAUUAACAUAUUGUUUAUUAUACGUUAGGUCAUUUUAAUAUUAUAUUCAUAGGCAAAACUGUGGGUCAUCUAUCUAAGUUAAGCCUGACCUCAUGCACCGGUAGAACCUUUGAAUACAUAUUGAGGCCUGAGGGGUAUAAAUUUAACAAAAUGUAUUACUCAUACUUUGUCCAGCGAGAGAGUUUUGCGCAUCCCUCUGCGUCAUCACGCUCAUAGAACCGGUUCACCUAAGGUAGUGUGUUGCGUACUUGCGUGGAGAAACCAGGUUUGGUUGGUGCACAGCGCAUUUUCUCGCUGGACAGAGUAUAUAUACAAAAAAAUAUAUUUCAGUACAAUGUCUAUCUAUAUGAGUGGGUAAUACCUCUUAAGUAAUGUAAGGUAAUAUUACCAGGCCUUGGUAAUAUUCUUAGAAUUUAAUUAUCUCAAAACAAAUACAGAAAGAGAGAUUUUUGUUGUGCAGAAAACAAUUUUGGUAUAUUUUGGCAUGACCAAAAAAAAGUCUAGUUUUGCCUAUGCUUCUAUUAUUUAUUUUGUUAUUUAUUUUUAAUAUACAAACAAUAUCAAACA